Messenger RNA from Schistocerca piceifrons (Central American locust), 6114 nucleotides. RefSeq names its product cytosolic carboxypeptidase-like protein 5. Lineage: Eukaryota; Metazoa; Arthropoda; Insecta; Orthoptera; Acrididae. Gene Ontology annotation, biological process: proteolysis. The transcript has 11 exons. The record is from RefSeq and is a predicted model, not a curated record. The coding region runs from base 374 to 3955 and encodes 1193 amino acids. Gene Ontology annotation, molecular function: metallocarboxypeptidase activity; zinc ion binding.
UCGCUCUAUAACAGAAAACAACUACAUGGAAUAUGGCGUGUUAUGUUUUGAUUGUAUAGGAUAGGAUGGGAUUGGGUAUGGUCCGUGGGCUUGUGUAUCGAAAUUUUGAUACUAUUUAUUUUAAAAAGGAAUACAUCUGGCUACAGAAAUAAGUCGUCAAAAGUAACCGAUUGUGUGUAUUCGUGUUUUAUUUUUUGUGGAGAAAUUCUGAAAGCUGUUAUGAGUGACUAGCCAACACGUUAGCAUUGUGAUCACUUGCUGGAAUAAUGUAUUGUUUACUUGUAUGAUGGUGACACCUCCUGAAGGAAAAGAAACCUUGUUUUAUGUAAAUGAAGCAAGAUCCAAAUUUAAACUUACUGUUUAACCAUAUGCCAUGGACGUCGAAUGUGGAGGAUUUACAUUUUUAUCGAAUUUCGACUCCGGAAAUCUGGCUCGUGUUGAGUUAGUACCGCAGAAGUUCCAUGGCAAUGCAGCUCAUACAAAGAACAGUUCUGGAGAUGAAGUCCCUGACUUUGAGUUUAAUAUUUGGACUCGUCCAGAUUGUUAUGGAACGGAAUUUGAGAACAGUAACAGAACUUGGUUCUACUUUGGAAUAAAGGGAGGAGCACCAUUUGCAGUUGUGAAACUCAAUAUUGUGAAUUUGAACAAACAGUCAAAGAUGUACAGCCAGGGUAUGGCACCAGUUUAUCGAAUAGUUCCUGGACGGAAUAGCUGGGAUAGAAUUAAGGAGAAGCCUACUUUUGUUAUCGAGGAUAAUACAUUUAUAUUAAGUUUCAAGUAUCGAACUCUGGAAAAUCUACGUUCCAUAACAUAUUUUGCAUUUACAUACCCAUACUCCUAUACGGAUUUGCAGAAUAUGUUAUGCUCUCUGGACACAAAAUUUAAAUUAUCAGAAGAGAGUACUCCUAAACUGAAUUUGGAUGAUAUUUAUUACCACCGGGAGUGUGUGUGUUACUCAUUGGAAAGGCGGAGAAUUGAUCUUAUUACUAUCUCAUCAUACCACAACAUAAGCCUGGAACGUGAACCAAGACUCAGACAUUUAUUUCCAGAAAUAAAUGUUCCUCGUCCAUUCAAGUUCCUUGAGAAAAAGGUUGUGUUCAUUAGUGCCCGUGUUCACCCUGGUGAAACACCAUCAAGUUUCGUGUUGAAUGGACUUCUCAGCCUCCUGUUAAAUCGAGAUGAUCCAGUUUCUAUUCUUUUACGUAAAACAUUUGUGUUUAAACUUGUACCAAUCUUGAACCCUGAUGGUGUUGCAAGAGGACAUUAUAGAACUGACACACGUGGUGUUAACCUUAACAGGGUAUAUUUGAAUCCAUCACUUACUCUGCAUCCAUCUAUAUUUGCUGCUCGCGCACUAAUCAGAUACUAUCAUUUUGGGCAAGAAAUCGAAGAAGCACUGUCAGAUGCUCCUGUGGCAAGUGUUUGGAGCUGUGCUAAUUCAUCGUCAUCUGAUACUAUUUUACAUGAUGAACCAAAUGAUGAACCACUAUCUUCAAGUCCUGAAGAUAGGACAGAUGCCUCAGAAGAUCAAAACAGAGUUUGCACUAUAGAAAGUCAGGUAUCAGGACUGAGUUUGUAUGAAAAGGAAAAUGAAACUGUUAAUAACGCACCUAUUGAUAGUAAUGUGAUAUCCUCAGUGAAAGCUGUUUCUGGAAAUCUUGAAACUAGUUUUACAAGUGCAGAUAAUAAUGUUUUCUCUGCUGUCUGUGAAACCAUAUUCAAAAGUGUUGCAAGUGUCUGUGAUGGCAUUUCAAAGGGUUAUACUGCUACUUCAGUAGCUCCAAAUAUGACGUGUAAUCAGAAUUUUUCAGAUACUUCUUCAAGUGUUGAUGAAACAAACACUGCAGGAGCAUUAUCAAAUCUCUUCAUCCAGCAGAAAAAUUUUGUAGCAGCAGCAUCAACAAAUGGUGUGAGUUGCUCAGGUGUUUCAGUGACUGUUAGUAAAUGUAGUCCUUACACUCCUAGUGUUGCUGCAUGUGAUGUUUUCUGCAGUGAUGAUACAGAAAAUGGUGCGAGUAAUACUGUGUCAUUUGUGGGUAUAGAGAAAAACUUUAACCCUGAAGAUUCUGGGCUUUUCCUGUACAUUGAUCUCCAUGGACAUGCUUCAAAGAAAGGAAUCUUCAUGUAUGGAAAUCAUUUUAAUAAUAUUGAAGAUAGCAUCGAAUGCAUGCUGCUUCCAAAGAUUAUGUCACUUAACAAUCAAAAUUUUCAUUUUACUGCAUGUAAUUUUACAGAAAGGAACAUGUACUUAAGGGACCGCCGAGAUGGAAUGAGUCGUGAAGGUUCUGGUCGAGUUGCAGUUUUAAAAAUUACUGGUUUGGUGCGCAGCUACACCCUCGAGUGCAAUUACAACACUGGGCGUUUGGUGAAUAUACUUCCAUCAUGUUCUCGAGACAAUACAAAAUCACCACCUGCACAUGUGAUACCACCAAAAUAUACACCACAUAUUUUUGAAGAGGUUGGAAGAGCUCUUGGCGUGUCAAUAUUGGACCUUUCAGGACAGAACCCAUGGAGUCGCAUACCCAAUUCUGAGUUCCGUUCUCUAACUGGGAUAAGAGACUGGCUGCGUGCUCAUUGUAUUCCAGAGCAAGCACAUGGACACAAAAUGUCAAGAGCUCAGAGGCAAGCACGUAACUCACAGCCCAUCUCACAGGUUGCUGCAGCCAGCAGAUCACCACUGCGGCCAUCCAGUAGUGAUACUGCCCUCAAGAGCAUUCCACGUGUCCGAAGACUGGCUCCCCUCCCAGCAAAAGCUACCAGCAAGCUGAAUGGUAACUGCCCUCAAGGCAUUGCAGAAGAGAGGAAAGAAAAUGUUUCAGGUUUCCCUGUAGGCACAUCUCGUACUGUGUCAGAUGUGAGGACUGGUCGCAGUUUCCAAUCAUCCAGAACCCCUGCAAGCCCAUGUUCUCUACAGCGAUGUCAUUUAACUGGAACAAAGAGAGUCAGAGGUACUCCAGGUGCUGCAGGAACAUGUGUUUUUAAGCAGAUACUUAGUGUUAAAACUAAAUGUGUAUCUGUUGCUACAGUUGCUGCGAACUCAAAGAAUGGGAAAAAUAUGGUUAAUGGAAGAAUACUUGGUAAUGUUGGAAAUGGCAAGAGAAGUGAACAGAAUGUUUCUACCUCAUACAGUCAUUCUUCCAAAACAAGAGUGCCAAGCUCAAAAAAUUCUCACGAAAAUCGAUUUGGAUUUCAAGGUGCAGAUAUCCAAAAGGAUAAGGUAUUGUUGAAGCAGGUAUCUCGUGGAAGUGGCAUUACAGUAGGGAGAAUAGUAACACCCAACAGGAUAAAAAUUAUUAAGGAUGACCACAAAGCACUAUGUGAUCAGCACAUAGUGAAACAAGGAUCAAAACGUCUAAAAAUAUCUCCUGUAAAGGGUGAUCAUUCAAUUUUCCAUGCUGCUUCACAAGUUGAUAAUGGAUCAGUGUCUAUUGGAAAUUUAAGCUGCAAAGAUGUUUUGUCAUUAAAUGCUGAUACAGAUAUAAGUAUGUUAAGAGGUUUUAAUACUCUGGAUGAAAUACCAAAAUUUUCAAAAGAUGUUAAUUAUUCUGAAUGUAACAGAGAUAAGUUGCACUGUAAUUCCUUACUGAAGGAAGAUACUGAUAAUAGCUGCUGUCACUUGUCUCAGGCUAGGAAACAGAAACCACUCACAAAACUAGCAAAUACUGUGGUUCAUAGCUGCAAACAUGAAGGUGAUAAUGUCACUGGAACAAGUAAAGAUAAAUAUAGCACUAGGCUUGAUAAGCAGGCUAAAAGUAAAACUACACACCUCUCACCCGUUAAAGUACUGAAGAAGUCACCAUCAUUUGGGAAAAAACUGAAUACUGAUGUGACAAAGAAACGAGUAAAAGUUUCAGUUAAAAGUCUCACUACUGUUGCUGCUAAGCUGAAAAAGUCAUUUAGUGGAGAACUAGCAAUAGACAAAAAAAGGAAAAAAAGUAAACCUAACAAGCUUUAAGGGAAAAAAAAACAACUAUACUUUACUUGAGUAGCCUGUGAUAAAUGUAUGAAAUAUGUUGAAAAUAUUAUGUUUAUACUGGAAUAUAUUGAUAAAUCUUCAUAAAUAUAUUAUACAUUUUAUUCUUAGCCUUAAUGAAUGUAUAUGUUUAUCUUUGUGGAGAAGUUAUGUAUAUACAGCCACAAUACUUCAGGACUACAGGGUUUGAUUUUUUUCACUUGCAAAAUUACAUUGUUGAGGUGGUAACUUCAUACCACAAAUGCAUUACUUCUCUAUGGGGGUAAUUAUUUGUUCUUGUGAGAAUACUUUAUUGUAUUAUACAAUUAUACCAAUUCUUCUGUGAAGAUUAAUAUGAAGCAUUAAUUAGUUUGUAUGACACUGGUACUGAAUUUUAUCUGUAAAAAUACUUGUGUGUUUACAGAGAACAAAAGAUAGUUUCUAUCUUCUGUGUACAAGUGCUACCACUAUCUUUCUGUUUCCUGUAUGCACCAUUCCUUGUUACUGAUCAUUGUUAAUAUAAAUUAUUUUAAACUAUGUGCUGGUUUGUUCAUGUUGUUGCAAUGUAAUUGUUGUAGAAAACAUAGUGUUCUGAGUGCUGCAAGUAAUGUGUUUACUGCCUCAGUGUGUAUAGUAAAUGUGCAACAAAAUGAAUUUUUGAGGUUUUACCGGAUUUUUUGUACUUCAGUGUUAAUAGAUCAUUGAUUUAGAGAUCUGAAUGCCCCUUGGUACUUAAAUGAUAUAUCUACUAAAAUAAAAAUAUAGUGUUGUUGUGCCCCAUAAAAUUAAAUUUAGAUAGGCUUUAAGACUGUGAAACAUUUUCAGGGAAAUGUUUCAUGCAUUGGUACCUUUCAAACAUAGUCUUUUUCCACACAAUUAAUUGCUUGUGGAAAAGUAAGACUUGUGUUGUGAAAAAUUUGUACUUGGUGGUUUAUUGUUGCACCAUAUGAGCACUAGAUGGUUUUUUUUUUUCAGAUAAAAGUAAAUGAAUUAAUUAUAUUGUCUGCCUUUUCUGCCUGUGUGUGUGUGUGUGUGUGUGUGUGUGUGUGUGUGCGUGCGUGCGUGCGUGCGCAUGCGUGCGUGCUGUUCACAAGCUUCUUUACUCAUCUUUUACAAGUAUGCAAGUAUGUAGAGGAAUAAUAAUUAUGUGAAUGAAUCUUUGCUUUUAUAAAAACAAAACACAUCAUGUUUUGUUGGUUUGUAAUAUUGAAGCAUAUUAAACUUAAAAUGUGCUGAGCACACAUGAAAAUUAUAAAACAGAAAUUACUUGAUUUUUCAGUGUGACACGUGCUCUCACAACUAUAUUCUUAAUUAAAAAUGUACUUAUUUUUUUGUUUUUGUUUUUAUGAAUGUGCUGUAUUAGUCUCAUGCCAUAGGUACCUUCAUGUUAGACAACAAUUAAACAUAAUUAAAUAUAUUUUGGCGACGUCUGCCCUGACUUCCUGACCCAUGUGUGCAGAUUCCAAAUUAUCUAUAGCAUUACAGACCAAAUAGGGCAUGUGUAUAACCGCACACCCGUGUACACACACACAUUCACAUAUUAAAUAAAUUGUUAUUAGAGUACUCUUCUAGUCCCGAAAUGGAUCUACCAUCAGUUUGACAAUUCAGAUAUCAUGGAAAAAUAGUUAUGCAACACUGUUGAAAACACGUAAUGAAUAUUUCCAGAUCUAAUGUGUCUUGUAACAGGCAAUAAGAGAGAGUUUUCCACAAUAUCGUUAAAUUUUCCUCACUUUUUGUCAGAUUAUGUUCUGCUUAUUUGUCAGAGUACUCUUUAAGUAGCUGAUGUACUAUAAAUAUUAAUUUUGAGUUGUCAGCCACUGAUGUCGCUGUAAUUUAAUAAUCACCUUACCUCAUCUUAAACUGAAAUGUGAAUGGUAUACACAUUAAAAUCACCCAAAUCAGUAUUCUCCAGUAACUGUCAAAAUACAACUCUGAACCCUCAUGUGCAGCAGAAUUCUCCACUUUCAGUUAUCAUUGCAUUAUGUCUUGUUACAAAAGCAGAAAAGAUAUUUUGUUUCCAUUUGUAAAUUUUUAAAUUAAUGAGUUCUCCUUCAUAUAAAAAUAUUUAUGGUUAUGUACUAAAACCCAGAAAUUUAAACUGGCUAUUUUGUAAAGCUAUUGCUUAAAUAAUAUUUGUUAGAGACAAAGCAUUCACAGAAAUC